AUGACAGCGCCAAACUUUCCCGAUAUCACAUGUGGGAAUCCAGUAGCACCAGCUGCAAGUACUCCAGCGGCUUGUGUUGCUGCUAACGAUGUCCCUGGUGCUGCAGUCUCGCGCUGUAUAUGCACCGACGACCCCGUGGAAGACCUGCUGCAGAAGCAUCGACGUCGGUCGCUCCCUUCGCUGCCGGUGAAGCUGCCUCUUCGACUGCUGCUGCCGUAUGCGCUGCCACACAACUUAAUCAAGGCCGCUACUUAUAAUGAAACAGCUUCUAAGGGGGCAAGGAAGCGUUUGAAGACGUCGAAUUUGGCAGCAGAUGUACUGAAGAAAGAACAGCAGCAAGAGGAACAGCAAGGGCUACAGCAGGAGCAGCAACGGGACCAGCAGAAAGGCGGUCACACGCCUCCACAGCAGGAGCAGGAGCGUGAGCCACAGCAUGACAAAUUAGAGAAGCACAAGGACGAGCAGCAGCCUGGUCUGGUCCUCUACACUGCUACCCUGCUACUUGAGGAGGUGAUAAGCUUUUGCGAACAGAAGGUAACCCUGGAGUUGCUGCCUCACAGAUUGCACAUGAAUGUCAGCAAAACUAAGAAGAAGCAGGGGGAGGAGAACCAGGCGGGGCGGUUCUCCUCUCUUGCCGCUGCGCUGACGUGGCUGCAGCGACAACUGCAUAGCGAAGGAGCAGUUCUGCCUGCAGCUGCCGGAUGUCUCUGCAGCAGUUACAGAAAUGUCUUUGACUGCAUGCAACAAGCUCAAAGAGCAGCAGCAACGGCACAAGAAACAGCGGCGGCAGCAGCAACAACAGAAACACCGACAGCGGCGCACGCAUGUUGCGCCUCUAGUGUCUUAAUGGAAGCCGCUACGCAUGAGGCACGGGAAGCGCUGCAGUUGCUGCCUGUCUUUAAAAGCAUACAAGUAGCAGCUGCAACGACCAAAGCAAGCGGUACAGGAGCCCACCCUGUGGAACGCGAAGCUCCAGCAUUUUUGGCAGCUGCAGCAGCUGCUGCAGCAUGGGCCGCAGCAGCGUCUGAUCCUCCUCCACUGCGGCAGUGCAGCAGCAGUCGGAGCACCAGCAGCAGCUGCCGGUGUGAAGAGGUGCUGCGUGUUGCAGCUGUUGGCAGUUGCUGCUGUUGCACUGUGAGCUCGCCCUGGGUAUCUUUGUCUGCUUGGCGUUCUUUCUGUCUUGCUUCGCAUCCGUCUGUGCGGCUUUACGACUUGCUGCUGCUUGCUGCAGGGCAGAGACGGCUGUUUGCUGCCGGCGAUUCUUCGCCUGACCAGCUGCAGCAGCUCAUGGAGGCGUCUGCUCUGGUCGCAUGCAUGGAGCAGCAGCAUCAGGACCCAUCCUUAGAGGCUGAUGUUGCUGCUGUUGCUGCUGCCGACACUGCCAUGCAGUGCGCUAAUGCAGCUGUCCGGGAACUUGUCGGCUCGACGGGACCGAGCAGCAGCUGUUGCAGGAGAGUUGCCACGUGGAUUGCUGCACCCAAUCCAUUUGCAGAGGCAACGGCAACGAAACGUCACCGCAGCAGCGAUGGAUUCAGUGUGCCACAGCUGGAACGGCAACAGCCUGCUUGCUUGGCUUUCUUGGUUGUGCUGCCAGAAGAGGACCUGCUUGGGAACAGUGGAACAGCAGCAGCUGCAGCGGCAGCAGCGAAACGGGCUUGGACUCUGGGAGCUCCUGCCGCUGUCCCCCUCAUUUGUGGCACCACUUUCUACAGUGCACCUUCAAGGGAGUGCAGCAUCAGUAAAUUUGGCAGGAGCAUCAGCAGAGUGGGGAGCGGCAAAGACAGCUGCACCAGCAAUAGCAGCAGCAAGGCAACAGAGCUACAGCACACCUUAAGCGAAUGGGACAGUCUUGCCGCCGCGCCCCCAGGGCUGCCAAUACUCCGCUGUUGUUAA
Eimeria maxima is the source of this 1893-nucleotide messenger RNA. RefSeq lists its product as hypothetical. The coding region runs from base 1 to 1893 and encodes 630 amino acids. The record is from RefSeq and is a predicted model, not a curated record. The transcript has a single exon. NCBI's taxonomy places the organism in Eukaryota, Apicomplexa, Conoidasida, Eucoccidiorida, Eimeriidae.